AUGGCUUCAUUUCAGAUAAUCAUCAUUGGCACCGGGAUCGCUGGUCUUGCAACAGCUAUCAGUCUUUCUCAGAAGACAAAACACGAAAUUCUGAUUCUUGAAAGCAGUCCGAUUCUCACCGAAGCCGGUGCUGGUGUUCAAUGCUCUGCAGCUGCAUCUCGCAUCCUCGGCAACUGGGGAUUGCGGGAACACUUUGAGGCGGUGGCAACGAGUCCGGACUUCAUGGAGAUCAGACGAUAUGAUAACAACGGACUUAUCGGUCUCAUGCCCACCAAUGUCAAGAACUAUUCUACGCGGUUGAGGGGCUCUCCUCACUGGCUUGUUCAUCGAGUCGACUACCAGAAGAUUCUUGCGGAAGCCGCUACAGCCAGCGGCGCCAAGAUCGAGUUCGGGCAAAAGGUCGUUGCCGUUGAUGCCGAAGAGGUUGAGGUGACCUUGGAGAGUGGGAGGUCGCUGCGCGCAGAUUUGAUUAUUGGGGCCGAUGGUAUACACUCAAGAACUCGACGCUCAAUUCCUGGCUUGGUGGACGUAGUUCCCCGGAGAACGGAGAAUUACUGCUAUCGAGCCUUGGUGCCCCGUGAGGAAAUGCUCAAAAAUCCUGUUACCGCUGCUCUGGUAGACAACCAGAGUCAACAGGCUUGGGCUGGUCAAUUCAAGCACAUUAUAUCUUACCCAAUCGCCAAGGGUAAGUUUUACAACUUGGUUAUGACAAUCCCCGACCUUGGCGACGCUCCGUUGGGCAAGUACAAUGAGCCAGGCGAUGUCUCGGAGAUGCGCCAGGUGUUCAGUGAUUUCAAUGACACUGUUCACGCAGUACUCGAUACCGUGGAAAGCUGCGCCAAGUGGGUACUAGCCGAACUCCCGCCGCUGCCUACGUGGUCAAGUCCAAAUGGACGUGUCAUUCUUGUGGGAGAUGCUUGUCAUGCUAUGGCGCCACAUGCCGCCAUGGGUGCAGCUACAUCGCUCGAGGACGCCGAAGUUCUUGGUCUUUGCGUGGCAACUUGCAAAGGGAUAGCUGAUCUUCCAAGAGCCGCAAAAGACUAUGAGUACCUCCGCAAAGCCCGGUGCGAACGCAUACAGGAGAUCUCGCGUGAAAACGCGACCACUUUUGCUCUGCCAGAUGGACCAAUGCAGGAAGCAAGAGACCGUAUAUGGAGGGCCCAGAAAGCCAUGUUAGAGAAGCAGUUGCAAGAGGACAGUCCUCUGGUCAUCCCGGCAGAAGACAUGACUCAAAAGUUUCCACAUCCGGCGCUGGUCCAGUGGCUUGUUGGACACGACAUCAUAGAAGAAGCAAAGAGACACCUUUCAAGUCGAGAGUAG
This is a messenger RNA of Fonsecaea multimorphosa CBS 102226, 1320 nucleotides long. RefSeq lists its product as uncharacterized. The transcript has a single exon. Lineage: Eukaryota; Fungi; Ascomycota; Eurotiomycetes; Chaetothyriales; Herpotrichiellaceae. Gene Ontology annotation, molecular function: monooxygenase activity; FAD binding. Bases 1 to 1320 code for a protein of 439 amino acids. The record is from RefSeq and is a predicted model, not a curated record. Gene Ontology annotation, biological process: secondary metabolite biosynthetic process.